AUGGCGAAUCAAUUCCAGAUUCCUUCAUUCUCCGAGCUGCCCGUGGACAAGAAAGGACCUCACGGAAAUGCCUGGGGUCUGUGGGGCCCAGACGACCAGCUCGGCACUCUCAACUACCUGACCUCAGACGUUGUGGCAAAUGCGGUCAAGGAACAAGUCCAGACCGGACAACGAAUCUCGCUAAACUGGUCUUUAUCAGGGCCCAUCUACCCUCGAUUCGCACGCAAGAUCUUUGACCUGAAGUUGUUGAAUAAGGCGCCCCAUAAGCAUGCUCACGAUGACGAGUGGCAUUUCAACUCUCAAUGUAGCUCGCAGUGGGAUGGAGGAAGACACUAUGCGUAUCAGGAAGAGGCUCUUUACUUCAUGGGCCGUACUGCUGAGGAAUUUGCUGUCUCACCGGAGCCCAACGGGAUUCAACACAUGUCAAAGCAGGGCAUAGCAGCCCGUGCAAUCUUGAUUGACUGGUACUCUUGGGCUACCGAGGUCAAGGGCCUUGAAGUUGAUGCAAUGACUGGCUAUCAAAUCCCAUUUGAGGAGCUUCUCAAAGUCUUGGCACACCAAGGCUUGUCUGAGGACAGCUUUAGGGAAGGCGACAUACUGGUCGUGAGAAGCGGGUAUAUUCUCCAGUAUGAAACCAUGCUGCAGGAGAAGAAAGAUCUGCUAAACGAAAAGUACAAGACUGAAUUGCCCGAAAAUAUCGGUGUGAAGCCAUCCAAGCGUUUCUUGGAAUUUUUGUGGAACAGGAGAUUGAGCGCCGUCGCUGGAGACUCUCGCUCAUUUGAGGCAUGGCCUUGCACCGAGCUUGAAUGGCACUUCCAUGAAUGGCUACUCGCAGGAUGGGGUAUGCCCAUUGGUGAGUUGUUUGACUUGGAAGAGCUUUCCCGCGUGUGUCGGUCGCAGAAGCGGUACAUCUUCUUCAUGUCUAGCUCUCCAAUGAAUGCACCUGGUGCUGUGGCAAGCCCACCUAAUGCGCUAGCAUACUUCUAA
Clonostachys solani is the source of this 987-nucleotide messenger RNA. NCBI's taxonomy places the organism in Eukaryota, Fungi, Ascomycota, Sordariomycetes, Hypocreales, Bionectriaceae. The record is from the annotation of a GenBank genome assembly.